UAACAAUACUCCCUAUAUAAGCACACUCUAAAACAACCAUAACAAACCAAAACUUUUCCUUUUCCUCUUCCUCUUCCUUCUCCUCCUCUGUAAUUCUAAUCCCCAAACACGGCCUUAAAACAUCACCAGCAGCUCCUCAUUUUUCGUGAUUCACGCUGUUUACCUCCCGUUGUCCCGCUCACGUAUCUCUCUAUAACGUAUGCUACUCCAACUUCCUUCACGCCGUCAUCGAUAUCCUCUACUUUAUCGCUCCACAUAUACAAAAUCUCUAUAAACACGCCCUUAGAAAUCGUUAGAAUCAAAACCAAUUAUAAAUGUCACGCGUCGUAGCUGACAAUUUCUCGCAUGAUUCCAAUACGGUGACGUUUUACACUCAAAGUAUGGAGCUUGAUCGGUUUCCCUCACGCCCUUCAGCCGGCGUUUCUCCCACUCUUGGCCAGUUGCUUAAGCGCGUUGGUGAUGUACAGAAGGAAGCAAACGGAGACGGAAGUGAAACCCCGGUUCACCAAGUGCUUGAGUUCGGUGAUACGAAUAUGGAGGUGCCGAGGUCUAUUCCUUUCAUUCUCUCAUUUAAUAAUCUGACUUACAGUGUCAAAGUCCGCCGGAAAAUGAAGCUACCGGCUAUUUUCACCCCGCGGCGCCAUCACCUUGGACCUGCUACUGCGGCGGAGCCUGUGGCUGGAGAAAGCCUAUUUACUACAACGAAGACUCUACUCAAUGACAUCUCUGGUGAGGCUCACGAUGGAGAGAUCCUCGCUGUGCUCGGAGCUAGUGGUUCGGGAAAAUCAACGUUGAUUGAUGCAUUAGCGAACAGGAUAGCCAAAGGAAGCUUGAAAGGGUCGAUAACAUUAAACGGCGAAGUUUUGGAAUCUCGAAUGUUAAAGGUGAUAUCUGCUUAUGUGAUGCAAGACGAUCUACUAUUCCCGAUGCUCACCGUCGAAGAAACGCUCAUGUUCGCGGCCGAAUUUCGGUUGCCGAGGAGUUUAUCAAAGUCGAAGAAGAAAAUGCGAGUCCAAGCAUUAAUCGAUCAGUUAGGGCUGAGAAACGCCGCAAAAACAAUUAUCGGAGACGAAGGUCAUCGUGGCGUUUCAGGAGGAGAACGACGUCGUGUUUCAAUUGGAAUUGAUAUAAUCCAUGACCCAAUUAUACUAUUCCUUGAUGAACCGACUUCAGGUUUGGACUCUACUAGUGCUUUCAUGGUAGUGAAGGUCUUGCAGAGAAUAGCACAGACAGGGAGUAUAGUCAUAAUGUCAGUACACCAGCCGAGUUAUCGGAUUCUUGGUUUGUUAGAUCGGUUAAUAUUUCUAUCUCGGGGUCAAACAGUUUACAGUGGCUCCCCGGUUCAUCUUCCGGCGUUUUUCGCCGAAUUUGGCCAUCCAAUACCGGAAAAUGAGAACAAGACAGAAUUUGCAUUGGAUCUUAUUCGAGAGCUUGAAGGGUCUCCAGGAGGUACUAAAAGCUUAGUGGAGUUUAAUAAAUCAUGGCAAAAUAUGAAGCACACUCCAAACACAGAACCGGAGCGAAACGGUUUGUCGUUAAAAGAAGCAAUAAGUGCAAGCAUCUCGAAAGGGAAAUUAGUAUCUGGUGCUACUAACAAUGGUUCGAGCAUGAACUCGAUGGUUCCUACAUUUGCUAAUCCAUUUUGGAUUGAAAUGGCAGUUUUAUCUAAAAGAUCAGUGACAAAUUCAAAAAGGGUGCCUGAACUGUUUGGAAUUAGAUUGGGUGCAGUUUUAGUUACAGGCUUUAUUUUAGCUACCAUGUUUUGGCAGCUAGAUAGUUCACCUAAAGGAGUUCAAGAGAGAUUAGGGUUUUUCGCUUUUGCAAUGUCUACUACCUUCUACACUUGUGCUGAUGCUCUUCCCGUCUUUCUUCAAGAAAGGUACAUUUUCAUGAGAGAAACUGCUUAUAAUGCUUAUAGGAGAUCAUCUUAUGUGUUAUCUCAUGCAAUUGUUUCUUUACCUGCAUUGAUUUUCCUCUCUUUUGCCUUCUCCGCCAUCACCUUUUGGGCUGUGGGGCUAGACGGAGGGUUUUCGGGUUUCUUCUUCUAUUUCAUAAUCAUUUUGGCCUCUUUCUGGGCCGGGAAUUCAUUCGUUACAUUUCUUUCUGGUGUUGUGCCUCAUGUUAUGCUUGGUUACACUAUAGUUGUAGCUAUUUUAGCUUAUUUCCUCCUCUUCAGUGGCUUCUUCAUUAAUCGUGAUCGAAUCCCGUCUUACUGGAUUUGGUUUCAUUACUUGUCUCUCGUUAAAUACCCAUAUGAAGCUGUUUUACAAAAUGAAUUUCAAGAUCCCACAAAGUGUUUCGUAAGAGGAGUUCAAAUUUUCGACAAUACUCCACUCGGGUCAGUACCCGACUCCAUGAAAGUAAGAUUGUUGCAGACAUUAAGUAGUACUUUGGGAAUGAAGAUAACAAGCUCUACAUGCUUAACUACUGGCUCUGGUAUAUUGCAGCAACAAGGGAUAACUGAUCUAAGCAAGUGGAAUUGCUUUUGGGUAACAGUGGCUUGGGGAUUCUUUUUUAGAAUUUUAUUUUACUUCUCUUUGUUGCUAGGAAGUAAGAACAAGAGAAGGUGAUUGAUGAAGAGGAAGUGGAAAAGGAGGUGUGUUUGGCGGGAUGAUGGAUUAAAUAAUUAAUUAUGUGUUUCUUUUUUCAAAUUUGUUUUUGUUUUAAAAAAAUUGACCUGAGUUUGGGAUUCUGGUCUAAAACUGUUUGAUAUAUUAUAUGAAUUUUUUUUUUUCAGUAGUAUAUAUUGUCAUUCAAGUUGUAUUGAAUUAUGUAAUUUCACGACUUUAUACACAAUGUUAAAGUUAUACAGUAUUCAGGGUCUUAUUUGUUAUUCA
Jatropha curcas is the source of this 2837-nucleotide messenger RNA. Its product is annotated as ABC transporter G family member 6. Gene Ontology annotation, biological process: transmembrane transport. The record is from RefSeq and is a predicted model, not a curated record. Gene Ontology annotation, cellular component: membrane. Gene Ontology annotation, molecular function: ATP binding; ABC-type transporter activity; ATP hydrolysis activity. NCBI's taxonomy places the organism in Eukaryota, Viridiplantae, Streptophyta, Magnoliopsida, Malpighiales, Euphorbiaceae.